GGACCCCAAGGCAGCAGAGCACACGACCUCAACCGCAGCAGUGGCAGCGCCCCCGCCCCAAGAGCAAGUGCGGCCGGGCCAAAGAUUUGGCGCGCGCACACUCACUCCCACUGCCACUCCACUGCCCAAGGAGGAAUUUUUACGCGCGCACCGCACUCUGCGCACCGCCCCUGCGCCUGCGCGGCCCCGGAACCCCACGAAACGCGCGUAUAAAUCGACGGGACGGAACCAGGCGAGGCGCGGCACCACCACCGAUCCAACCCCCCUCCCUCCUCUCUCUCUCUCUGGUCCGGGCGGCCUCCGUUGAGUGAGCGGUGGCCAUGGAGGUGUUCUACUGCCUGGUGUUCGGCGUGCUCGCCGCCGUCGUGACGGGCCUCGAGCUCGGCAAGAGCGGCAAGGACCGCGUCGCUACCACCUCCGCCUUCAACUCCUUCAAGAACAAUUACGUCCUCGUCUACUCCCUCAUGAUGUCCGGGGAUUGGCUGCAGGGGCCGUACGUGUACUACCUCUACAGCCAGUACGGCUUCGACAAGGGCGACAUCGGCCGCCUCUUCAUCGCCGGAUUCGGGUCCUCCAUGCUCUUCGGCACCAUCGUCGGGUCCCUCGCCGACAAGCAGGGACGGAAGAGGGCUUGCAUCACCUACUGCAUCAGCUACAUCCUCAGCUGCAUCACCAAGCACUCGCCCCAGUACAAGAUCCUCAUGAUCGGCCGCGUGCUCGGGGGCAUCGCCACCUCGCUGCUCUUCUCCGCGUUCGAGUCCUGGCUCGUCGCCGAGCACAACAAGAGAGGCUUUGAUCCGCAAUGGCUGUCCAUAACAUUCUCCAAGGCCAUAUUUCUUGGGAAUGGCUUGAUUGCCAUUAUAUCUGGGCUAUUUGCGAACCUGCUUGCUGAAAACUUGGGUUUUGGUCCUGUGGCUCCUUUUGAUGCUGCUGCGUGCUUCCUGGCAAUCGGCAUGGCUAUCAUAAUGUCCUCAUGGAGUGAAAACUAUGGAGAUUCAUCUGAAAGCAAUGAUCUGAUGGCCCAGUUCAAGGUUGCAGCUAAGGCAAUUGCUUCAGAUGAAAAGAUUGCAUUGCUGGGAGCCAUACAGUCAUUGUUUGAGGGCUCAAUGUACACUUUUGUCUUCCUAUGGACUCCAGCGUUGAGCCCAAAUGAUGAAGACAUCCCUCACGGUUUUAUCUUUGCUACAUUCAUGCUGUCGUCAAUGUUGGGUAGCUCCAUUGCGUCACGUCUAUUAGCCCGAAAACUUAAGGUUGAGGGUUAUAUGCAGAUUGUGUUCUCAAUAUCAGCCGUCACCCUUUCCCUCCCAGUUGUCACCAACUUUCUAGUGCCGCCAUCUUCUGUCAAAGGAGGUAGCAUCUCGUUUGGAGGUUCUCUUCAGCUUCUUGGUUUCUGCACCUUUGAGGCAUGUGUUGGCAUAUUCUGGCCAUCAAUCAUGAAGAUGAGGUCUCAGUACAUUCCUGAGGAGGCAAGAAGCACGAUCAUGAACUUCUUCCGCAUACCACUCAACUUGUUUGUCUGCGUGGUGCUUUACAACGUGAAUGCGUUCCCUAUCACUGUCAUGUUUGGAAUGUGCUCUAUCUUCCUCUUCAUGGCAGCAAUCUUGCAGAGACGGCUAAUGGUUGUUUCUGACCUGCACAAAUCAUCAACAAAAGCACAAGAAAUGAUUGCGGAAGACGAGCCACUAAAUCCUUAGAUGUCAACCGAAUCAUACACGCAAGUCAGAUAUAAAGAUGGCAUCGACACUGCAAUUCAUUUGUUCUGCCGAAUAAGAUGGACGUUAGAACCCUGGAACAAGAUCCGGUUGUUUUUGUUUGUAACUUCGUUUCUGUAGUGUAGAUUUGACCAGGCCGUUAGUUUCCACCCUGGAUUUGCGCACAUCCAGAGGCAAUAUAUAGUUCCGCAAGCAUUGAGUUAUACCUAUGUCCGAGAUUAGAGGGACUGGUGAAUUGAUUCGCAUUGUCGUUUCUUAUUAUAUCGAGCGUGACACUGCCUUUAAACGAUACUAGGAUAUAUAUUCAUGAAAGCUAUAUUGCCACAUCUGAUGACAAUGCUGAUUGCUGUAAAGGAAAAGUCUGCUGUCAGUCGUGCUGAGGUCUUCAAAUUUUGUCUGUGCAUGUUCAUCGUAAUUGAACUUGGGCUCUGUUGUGUCUUGACUUUUA
Molecule: messenger RNA, 2160 nt
Organism: Phragmites australis (common reed)
Lineage: Eukaryota; Viridiplantae; Streptophyta; Magnoliopsida; Poales; Poaceae
Exons: 8
Coding region: 321-1694 (457 amino acids)
Biological process (GO): molybdate ion transport
Cellular component (GO): membrane
Molecular function (GO): molybdate ion transmembrane transporter activity
Source: RefSeq, a predicted model, not a curated record